UCUACGCUAAGAACUGCACGAUGGCGUCCGGCACUUUUACCCAGCGUCUGCUUGUGGCUCUAAUGAUCUGUACCCUGAUUGCCGACCUCACCACACUGACUGCUGCCCGGCCGCAGGAUAGUGAAGCCGCAUCGGUAGCAGCCGCCAUCCGAUACCUGCAGGAACUGGAGACUAAGCAUGCUCAGCACGCUAGACCCAGGUUAAUACGAAGUGAACUUCCACCCAAUAUAAAUGGUGUUCACUCGGGACUAGACAAAAUUAUUGGAUAUUUCAUCCUAGAAGCUAUCGAUAGAGCACACUCGACUGACGCUAGACCCAGAUUCGGCAAGCGUGGCGGUUACCUUAAUCCGGCAGUAUUCGGACAGGACGAACAGGAGAAUCUUUACAGGUUGAUUGGCAGGAUCCAACAUUUUCGAGAUGAACAACUUCCGACAAAUUUCUAGAUGGCGGCGUCCUGAGAUCGGA
Molecule: messenger RNA, 465 nt
Organism: Anopheles maculipalpis
Lineage: Eukaryota; Metazoa; Arthropoda; Insecta; Diptera; Culicidae
Product: neuropeptide F
Exons: 4
Coding region: 21-443 (140 amino acids)
Source: RefSeq, a predicted model, not a curated record